AGGCACAUUUCUUUCUUUCCAGAAGCAGCAUUGUUUUAAUUUACAAUUGUGACAAUUCGGCCGGGGCUGCUUGACUGACUCUGCCUCCUCUGUUUUCCCCCCGGGAAAGUGCGCCGUGGAAAUGGGAGCUAUAAAAAAUGACCAGGCAAUUGUCAAGGCUUUUAGUUGAACUUCAAGCGUUUUGGCAACAUGUUCCGCACUUUUCCGCUGCUCUGUCUGCUGUUCCUUACGGCUGUCCGUUCGGAAAACUGUGAUCAGGAUGCCAGUGCCACGUUAUAUUGCCGCGGUGAACGCGCUCUGCGAAAUGUCCUGCGGAAUUUCAAUCGCAGCGAUAAGCCCCUUGUAGUGGUUAGGGGAUUGGAGAUAGUUCCACUGCCAAACAAUUCAAUUGCUGAUGAGCAGCAGGACCAGGACCUGGGUAUUCUGGACAGUCUGUCCUUCUAUCUGCGCACCCACGAGAUCAAUGUAAAGCUGGCGGAUCUCCUGGAGGACGAGGCCCCAGUUUCGGAGGCCCGCAAAAAGGACAAAGGCCAGGGAAUGCUGUUGGCCAUGGCGCUGAUGUUUGGCAAGAUGAUGGCCGUGAUGGGGCUGGGCGGCAUCGCGGCUUUGGCCAUGAAGGCUCUGGGCGUGUCCUUGGUGGCUCUGAUGGUGGCCGGAAUGCUGGGUCUGAAGACGGCCGCCCAGCACGGCGGAGAGUCCAGUCACAGCAUAUCGUACGUGACCGGCGAGGGACACCAUCACAAGCGGAGGCGCCGCUCAUCCGGCCAACAACCCUUGGCCUACAGGGGCUGGUACUGAGGAACUGAGGAACUGAGGGACCCAUGCUGUUGUCGUGCAUUUUGUUAGUUCUCAUGUAGCGCUUCAAUAAUUUAAUAAUUUAUUCGUCAUGCAACAG
Molecule: messenger RNA, 895 nt
Organism: Drosophila erecta
Lineage: Eukaryota; Metazoa; Arthropoda; Insecta; Diptera; Drosophilidae
Exons: 2
Coding region: 190-798 (202 amino acids)
Source: RefSeq, a predicted model, not a curated record